Messenger RNA from Penicillium manginii, 1737 nucleotides. RefSeq names its product rRNA (cytosine-C5-)-methyltransferase RCM1. The transcript has 2 exons. Gene Ontology annotation, molecular function: methyltransferase activity. Gene Ontology annotation, biological process: rRNA base methylation. Gene Ontology annotation, cellular component: nucleolus. Bases 1 to 1737 code for a protein of 578 amino acids. Lineage: Eukaryota; Fungi; Ascomycota; Eurotiomycetes; Eurotiales; Aspergillaceae. The record is from RefSeq and is a predicted model, not a curated record.
AUGUCCCUCUACUUCGAUGCGGAGGCCAUCCUGACCGCACCGGCCUCUGGUGGCUCCUUCAAAUCUCGCAUCUACAGCGCCCGCAACCUCCGCGCCAAACCAGCCCAGAUCUAUGCCCUCGUCAGUGAAGCCGCCAAAUGGGACACCAUCCUGGCCGAGGUGAUUGAAAAUGCCGACAUUUUGAGUCUGGAGCGAAAGCUCAACCCUCUUCUCGCCGUCCUCCUAGUCCAUGACCACCUCCUCGCCAAAAAGGGCAUCGCUGCCCCAGCCACACAUCCUCUCCGCCAAGCGGUCGAACGCCAUAAAGUCCGAUUGAAGGCCGAGUUCACCAAAUCGCGUGUACGCCGCGCAUGCGGCACCGUCGAACAGCUCAAGACGAAGAUUCUGCGCCAGAAGCGUGAAGCUGACGGAACAUCUCAUUUCGUAUACCCACGCUGGGUGCGCGUUAAUAAUAUUCGGAGUACCCUGGACGAGCAACUCCGGACGACCUUUGCCGAUUACCGCGAAGUGCAUUCGUUGGUGGAAUUGGCCCCUCCGGAGGAAGGUCAGCCUAAGCAGAAGCUGUUAUAUCGCGAUCCGCAUAUCCCGGACCUCGUGGCUGUUCCGUACGGAGCGGAUUUUACUUCUUCGCCGGCAUACAAGAAUGGGGAGAUUAUUUUGCAAGACAAGGCUUCUUGCUUUCCUGCGUAUCUGUUGCUGGGUGAUCGGGGUGCAGAUGACCCUUGGUCUGGGGAUUUGGUGGAUGGUUGUGCUGCCCCUGGUAAUAAAACUACGCAUAUGGCAUCGUUGGUCGCGAAGCAGAAACAAAAAGGCCGGAAACAAAUCUUUUCUAUGGAUGCGUCAAGAGUGCGCUCAAAAACGUUACAUAAGAUGGUUUCUCUGGCCGGGGCAGAUUCUAUGGUGACAAUCCUCCAAGGGCAAGACUUCCUGGCCUUGGAUCCUCAGGAGGAACGUUUUCAAGAUGUGUCGGGCCUUUUGCUAGAUCCCAGUUGCUCUGGCAGUGGAAUUAUCGGCCGAGAUGAUGUUCCAGAUUUCACCCUUCCCAAGGCCAAGGUCACUCCGGGAAAAUCACAGGGGAAGAAGCGCAAACGCCAAACUGACGACGAGGAGGAUGCAGGCGAGAAAUCCAAGGUUACGGUCGAAACCCCAGCUGUGUCGCCCUCGGAUGAGAAUGACACGCCUGACGGGGUCAUGGACCACGAUCGGCUCACCAAGCUGUCCAACCUCCAAGCGCGCAUUGUGGAGCAUGCUCUGAGCUUCCCCGCCGCCACUCAUGUCACAUACAGCACCUGUUCGAUCCAUCUGAUGGAGAACGAGGCAGUUGUGGCUCGGGUCCUGGCAUCGGAAGUCGCACAGCGACGCCGCUGGCGACUCCUGCGGCGCGACGAGCAACCGGCCGGGCUGCGCAAGUGGGAACAUCGUGGAGUUCGACGGGACCGGGAGAAUGGGGAAUCAGGCGAGAGUCCUGCGGAAGUUGAUCUGCCAGAGGAGGCGUUGGAAGCCUGCUUGCGUUGUUGGGCUGGCGAUGCUGAAGGGCUGGGUGGAUUCUUCGUCGCGGGUUUUGUUCGUGACGGCGAAGACGACGAAGAGGAAAAGAGCGCUGAGACAUCAUCCCGGGUGAAAGGAAAGGGGAAGGACGUGGCUCACGCUGCAAUCGCCCACAAAAACAACCAGGAAGAAGUAGAGGAUGAGGGGGAUGAUCAAGAUGAUGAUGACUGGGAGGGUUUCUCCGAUUAA